UACCCACUCUGAUAUAACGGAUAGAUCUCGCGCCGAUUCGACAAUGUCGACGAGCAGACGGCCGCGAGCAGCAGAUCCUCGCUCUCAGCCGCAUCCGCAUCUGCAUCCUCAUCCUCAGCGCUCUGUGCCUCCUUCUUUGUCUGUGCCAGCGUCCGUCCCUCUACACAGGCUAGACGCACCAUUGCCAGCAACUCCGCCCGGCCAAUCGCUCUCACAUCAUCAUCAUGCUUCUUCUUCCCCUCUGAGAUCAUCUCCGCCGUCCCAACCAUCCCAAUUGCGGCCCGAAUCGUGGCAGAGCGUCACACAAGACUCGGUCUUGGACAACCUGCUGUCGUCGUUUGAUCGUAUGCCAGGGUCCGCUGCAGGUCCCGGUUUCAGUCCUUUGAACAUGCCUGACAUCAACAGCGACGACUUUGACCGCAGUAGCACCUCCUUCACCCCGCCGAGAGCCUUCCAGCGCCUGCAACAACGCGUCAGAGGUCACACAUACUCCUCAUCGCUGUCGCACGACUCGGAUGCAAACAGCAACGAUUCCCAGCUCACCGCCCGCAUCCGCACCAACAGCAACUCCGACUCUCGCCCUUCGACUGUUCAGAGCGUCGACUACGGCUACGGUCAGGUUCUCGGCACCACUCGCAUCGGCACCUUCGACAAGGGCGACCCACGCACCCAAGGCACUCCCGAGGUUGUGUCCAACGGCAUCCUCGACCGCGGUCGUCCCAUCCCGAGCAUGUUUAGCACAUACGAAGUCCAUUGCCCCGAGCCAAGAGUCCCAGGUGGACCAUCAAAGUCAAACACAGCAAAAGAGCAGGCCUCUACAAACAACUCAGACAUUCCGCAGAGCAUACGGGAUCAAGCACUGGAGUUUGUGCGACAGUCCAACAUGCGUGCCCAAUCACCCUCAAUGCUCGACCACCCUCCUACCAAUUCCUCUGCAUCCAUAAACUCAUCCCUCUCCAAGCAGCCCUCCGCCCACGACGCUCCAAAGGAACGACCAGGCUUCUUCCGACGAGUCUUUGGCUCGGCCACACGCACCAAUUCCUUCCCAGACCAGCAGCGUCCCAACCUCAGAGAUGGCUCGGUCCAGAGCACAGAGAGUGCUUCAUCUUCUGUUCCCACCAAGACGAAUUCCAACUCCACGGAUCCUCCUCAGAAUGUCGUUACGAAAAAGGCUUCCUUUUUUAGACGCCGGAAGAAGUCCAUCACCGAGAUACCUCCUCCUUUGCCUUUACCCAACCCGCUCGUGUCCGCCUCUCAUCUCAAAGAUCACUCUCCACCUGUAAGUCCAGGUGCAAGCAGUCUCCGAAUGGUCAUGGAUCAAUACCUUGGCGGUUCUGCUAGUCAGUUGAACAAAACUGACUCUGACUAUAACAAGCCCGUGGAUACUCCAGUCAGCCAACUCACUCGAUCCAGUGUGCUCAGCCAUGACACUGAUGAGUCCUCUGAACUCGACAUGUUCCACUCAGGAUAUACCCCACCGCCGGACGCUUCCAUAAGAAGAGUAGGAGUAGAGCCUCUGGAGCCUCGAGCAGGAAGCACCAAAUCUGUGACCCCUCAUGUGCAGCAACAAGCCUUCAAGAGCCCGAAGAUAGACGAUAUGGAACGUAAUUUCGGUGGUGUGAAUGAGCGUCUACAAGUUGCUACAGGCCACGCGCGCCCUGAUCUGGUACAGAGCAACUCGUUCUUGGCCGACAACAGUGAUGCAGACGAUGGAAGUCGAGCUCCUUCAAUCAUUUCCGCUGUCAGUGAUACCUAUCUUGGGGCUGCUGGUGCAUUCAGUCCUGUCUCGCCCAUGGCCAAUUCACCUAUGAUCACCCCUAGCGAGAGAUUUGUCACGUCCCCAACUUCGGACAUGGAACGGGAACCCAUCUCGCCUCGAUCGCACUUCUUUGACCACAAUCGGGAUAGUCUUGGCCUGCCCAUCGAAGGCAUCAGAGCUCCGCAAAGCUACGUUGUGUCAAAUGAUGACAGUGAUCUUCCUUCGUUCCAGGUUGAUGGCCAUACAAUCCGUCCCUCGGUCGAAGUCGCUCGAGGCAUGCUUGGUACCAUCGAUGAGCCGACCGCCGACGAGAGAGAACGCGCCCGGCAAAUCUAUCAGGGCGAGGAACAACAUAUGCUCAAGGAUGAGGCUGCUGCAUGGCUCGGCGAAAAGAACCCUGUCAGCGCCCGUACCCUUACCGCUUACAUGGAUCUCUUCGAUUUCGCGAAUCGUAACAUUCUUAGUGGUCUUCGCGCGCUCUGUGAUAGACUCAUAUUGAAGGGAGAGAGCCAGCAAGUUGACCGCAUCCUAGACGCAUUCUCCCGGAGAUGGGAUGAGUGUAACACACUGAACGGCUUCAAAGGGCCUGGUGUGGUACAUGCCAUCUGCUAUGCUCUUCUACUGCUCAAUACCGAUCAACACAUGGCCGAUAUUCAGCACAAAAUGACACGAUCCGAGUUCAUCAAGAACACCAUGCCCGCUGUGAAAGCAGCAGCCGAGAGCGCGACCAUCAGGCCGACUCGAUCACCUUCGAGACCUUCUUUACCAUGGUCAGAUACUACGCCCAAGUCGCCCGAUGAUGAUGAUCGAGGAUCUGUCGAUUUUAGACGUUCAACCAAACGGCUGUCUUUCAGACCAGGUAUGGGCAGAUACGAAACAGAUCCUGGCCCAGGUGAACACGGAGACUUUGGCUCGGCAAAUCACUUGGUCUCACGUCCCUUCGAUGGCCCCGAACACAAGUGGUUGCUUGAGGUUGAGUCAGUUCUCAAGGCUUUCUACAGCUCAAUUGUGUCUUUGGCUCUACCGCUUCAUGGCUCCCAAAAUUCACGAGAGAACCCCGGAACAUCGCAUGGUCCCGGGAAUCUCACCGUCGCCGGUAAUCUGCGAAGAACUGGUUCGGUUAUCUCAAAAGCACCUUCUGAAGGCUUCUCAUAUAGGAGCAAGAGGCAGAACAGCGGUGCCUUGUCAUCCCACUGGAAUGCGACAAAGAACCGAUCCAGACAGAAGGUCUACCCUGCUUCCACCGUUGGCUCCACUCGAACUUCAAUCGACGAUGGCCAAUCUGCUUGGAGUCCGUCUGCACAAAGCAGUAUGUGGAGCAAGAUCUCUAUGGGCAGAACCCAGACCACUAUGAGUGUCGAGAGUUUUGCAGUCCACCCCGACUUCAAGCAGAGCUUAGGAUUUACCAACGCACUGUCGCAAGCAAUCAUCCGUGAGGAGAGCGCAGGCGAUACUGAGUCCGUCAUGAAGAUUGGUACUGUGCUUGAGGAUGAAAGUCUGGAGUUGGCUGGUGCACCAUGGGCCAAAGAAGGCAUGGUCAAGCAUAAGCAUCACCUGGACGGUCCGGAGAAGAAGGCUAAGGAACGCAGCUGGAGUGAGACUUUCGCAGUCGUGGAGAAAGGAUACCUGCAUCUGUUCAACUUCAACCGGACUACUACCAAGAUCAACGACAUGCGCAGCGCCAAACGCCAACCUGUUAAGACAGGCAAAGCCGCCAGCGUUGCACCAUCAGUUGUUGGUGGUGGUAACUGGACCGAUAAUGCAGACGAAACCGACCAAUUCCUUCUAAGACAAUCUCUUGCAACUGUUCUGCCACACCCGGGCUAUAGUAAGACUCGUCCGCAUGUUUGGGCAUUGAGCUUGCCGACAGGUGCUGUUCAUUUGUUCCACGUCGGCACUGCAGAGAUUGCAGAGGAGUUUGUUUCUACCGUGAACUACUGGUCUGCGCGUUUGAGCAAAGAGCCUCUAGUGGGUGGUGUUGACAACAUCGAAUAUGGUUGGAGCGAUAAUAUCAUCAACCCUGCUCUGAUUGGCAACAGCAACGGAGAGCCCCUCACUAAGCCACCAUCGCGAGCUGCCGGAAAUCAUGGUCAUUCAGCGUCUGUCAACAGUCUUGGCAAGCAGAGUAUGCAAUCAUCUGUUCGCGGUUCAUUCGACCAGACCUUUGGAUCGAGAUCUAGAUUGCCGGGAGACCGUGCCCACAUUGCCGAUUGGAAGCCUCCUGCAGCAUCAAUGUUGCCAUCACAGUUGCUCGAGAUUGAUCAGCUUCGUAGUCUGAAAGCAUACGUCGCAUCAGUCGAGACCGAGUUGGAGCGUCACAACGAGCUGCGUAAUGCCGUAAAUCUGGCAUACACUAAUCGUUACGGCCAGAACUGGAACAAAGUCAUGGCCAACUGGGAGAAGAAGAGCGCCUACCUCCUACGCGAAGUCGUCAAGUUCAGAACAUACAUUGAAGCUCUUGACCGAGCCGGCCGCGAAAAAGAAAGAGUCUACGAGGAACGGCAAGUUCGCGAACAAGAACGAGCUGCUCUUGGCUCCAAGGAUGGCAAGAAGGAGAACGCUAAGGCGUGAUCUUGAGAAUCUUUCGUCCACAUUGCAUCAAGGCCUCCAACCUUGCCUUUUCCUUCUUUUUUCCCGUUCUUAUAUCUCCUUUGUCUCUCUAUCAUCGAGCGCAUGUGUUUAUGCUUUUUCUUUUCUGUUCAUCAUGCAUGUUUGUCACGUCGAGGAUACCCCCGCUUACUCAUUGUUUUGUUUUUCACUUCUUCUCUGCAUAAUCGUACACACACAACCCCGCCCCUUUUUUUUUCUUUUCUUCAAUCUUUAUUCUCAUGAGCGUGUAUUGUUACAGAGGUUCGGUUCCACAGAUAGAAAUGAAGAUCUC
This is a messenger RNA of Aureobasidium pullulans EXF-150, 4640 nucleotides long. RefSeq lists its product as uncharacterized. Bases 44 to 4330 code for a protein of 1428 amino acids. Gene Ontology annotation, molecular function: guanyl-nucleotide exchange factor activity. Gene Ontology annotation, biological process: regulation of ARF protein signal transduction. NCBI's taxonomy places the organism in Eukaryota, Fungi, Ascomycota, Dothideomycetes, Dothideales, Saccotheciaceae. The record is from RefSeq and is a predicted model, not a curated record. The transcript has a single exon.